UCUGUAUUUAUUUGCCCUUGACCUCAUCCCAUUAAUCCACACCACAGUUCACCCUCUAUUUUACAGAUGAGGAAACUGAGGUUCUGCGAGGUUGAGAGAUUUACCAGGAAUCAGUAAGUGGCUGGAAGCAUCCCAUCACCACAUCUUCUAAAAUAAUAAUAGUGACAGUAGUAACAACAACAGUGAACAUUUAUUAUGCUUAUUUGUGCCAAGCGCUGUGAUGAGCACUUACCUGCCUCAUAACCCACAAUUCCAGCCCCCACCUCUCCGCAGUACUAUUGUAGGUACUGCUGUAAGGUAGGUACUAUUGUUAUGAGAACUUACAGGAGGAAACCAAGGCUCAGAGAGGUUAAGCAACUUGCUGAAGAUAACCCAGGCCAGUUUUCAAGUCCACUCUCAGACCUCGAUCUAACUCCACAAAGAAACCCGUGUCAUUCUGACUCUCGGAAAACUCUACUCCCAAGUGCACAGUUCAAAACCCCACCCAAGGCUGCCCUGCAUCGCGGUCAGUCUGCUCCAGCCGAGUUGUUCUUUGUUUUGACCAAGGAUACAGAGGGCGCUGCCCCGAUUCGUCUGGGGGGCCGAGGGGGAGGGGAGGAGGAGGGAGUAAGGGUGGACAUUUUAGGUGCAGGGGCGCGUGCCGGGGAGAGUAUCUGGGGACCAGAGGACGAGUCACGUGCUCGUGAAACUCGACCUAGGGGGAGGGUUAGGGAAGGGAGCCCCCGCCCCUACCUCGGGGUGCAGCCCCGGCCGGUUUUAAGUACAACUGUUCACUCCGUCGAUCCACUUCGUCCUAGCCUCAUUUCGCGGAUUGGUGGCGCCCGCCGGGUUCCCGUUCCCCGACUUCUUCCGAUGGGACCGAGGCGGUGAGAACACCAGGCUGUCCGGCAGAAUCUCCGAGGCCGCCCAGACCCGGCGCGCAGAGAAGUCCCGAGCGCCGGUGCGGUUCCGAGCUGGGCCCGCCGGACACCGGACGCCGAAAUUGUGCACGCGCCGCUCCCCGACCGGCCGGCGGCUACAGGAGGCGCGUUUGCCCCGGAUCAGAGGCUUGCGACCAGUAUGGCCCCCACGCUGGAGGAGGCGUACCGGAGGCGCUGGUGGAUGGCGUGCACGGCCGUGCUGGAGAACCUCUUCUUUUCCGCGGUGCUCCUGGGCUGGAGCUCCCUGCUGAUCAUGCUCAAGAACGAGGGCUUCUAUUCCAGCAUGUGCUCAGCUGAGAACACCACCAACACCAGCCAGGAUGCGCAGCCCCCGUGGCUGAGCUGUAACCAGCAGGAAGAGAUGCUCAACCUGGGCUUCACCAUCGGCUCCUUCGUGCUCAGUGCCACCACCCUGCCGCUGGGGAUCCUCAUGGACCGCUUCGGGCCCCGGCCCGUGCGGCUGAUUGGCAGCGCCUGCUUCGCCGCAUCGUGCACCCUCAUGGCCCUGGCCUCUUGGGACACCAAAGUUCUGUCUCCGUUGAUAUUCCUGGCGCUGUCCCUGAAUGGUUUUGGUGGCAUCUGCCUAACAUUCUCUUCACUCACACUGCCCAACAUGUUUGGGAACCUGCGCUCCACUUUCAUGGCCCUCAUGAUCGGCUCCUAUGCCUCUUCUGCCAUCACGUACCCGGGAAUCAAGCUGAUCUAUGAUGCCGGCGUGUCCUUCAUGAUCAUCAUGUUCACCUGGUCAAGCCUGGCCUGCCUCAUCUUUCUGAACUGUGCCUUCAACUGGCCGAGUGAAGCCUUUCCCUCGCCGGAGGAAGUCAACUACAAGGAGAAGAUCAAGCUCAGAGGGCUGGCCCUGGAUCACAAGGUGACAGGUGACCGCUUCUACACCUAUGUGACCACCGUGGGCCAGCGGCUGAGCCAGAAGGCCCCCAGCCUGGAGGAGGGGACAGACAGCUUCAUCUCGUCCCAGGACGUUCGUGACACCUCAGAAAAGUCUGCUGAGAAGUCUGUGCCCUUGCGCAAGAGCCUCUGCUCCCCCAUUUUCCUGUGGAGCCUUCUCACCAUGGGCAUGACCCAGCUGCGGAUCAUCUUCUACAUGGCCGCUAUGAACAAGAUGCUGGAGUACAUCGUGUCUGGAGGCCAGGAGCAUGAGACGGACGACCUGAAACAAAGGGUGACAGAGACAGUUGAGUUCUACUCGUCCGUCUUUGGGGCCAUGCAGCUGUCGUGCCUUCUCACCUGCCCUCUCAUUGGCUACGUCAUGGACUGGCGAAUCAAGGACUGCGUGGACACCCCCACUGCUAGGGACGGGGUGGCCACCAAGUCCGUCAGACCACGCUACCGCAAGAUCCAAAAGCUCACCAAUGCCAUCAACGCCUUCACCCUGACCAACCUACUGCUCGUGGGUUUCGGCAUCACCUGCCUCAUCAACAACUUACACCUCCAGUUUUUGACCUUUGUCCUGCACACCAUGGUCCGAGGCUUCUACCACUCGGCCUGCGGAGGCCUCUACGCAGCCGUGUACCCGUCCAACCACUUUGGGACACUGACGGGCCUGCAGUCCCUCAUCAGUGCUGUGUUCGCCCUGCUCCAGCAGCCGCUUUUCAUGGCCAUGGUGGGACCCUUGAAAGGAGAGCCCUUCUGGGUGAAUCUGGGCCUCCUGCUGUUCUCACUCCUGGGAUUCCUGCUACCUUGCUACCUCUUCUACUAUCGCACCCGGCUCCAGAGGGAGUACAUCACCCACUGGGAGGGCCCCCUGAAGGUGCUUGGCAGCCCUGAGGUGACUGCCUAGGUCUCUGAGGGGCCUGGGUGACAGGCAGUCAAGGCCUGAGCAGCCAAAGGGAGUGCCUCGUGGCUUUUCUACCUGUAACCUCCGCACAGAGCCAGGCGCCGGGGAUUUAUAAAUACCAGGAGAAGUUCUAUUUUUGUAGGGACUUGUUAAAAAGGAAAAAAAAAAAAAAAAAAAAA
Balaenoptera musculus (blue whale) is the source of this 2894-nucleotide messenger RNA. RefSeq names its product solute carrier family 43 member 1 (gene SLC43A1). Lineage: Eukaryota; Metazoa; Chordata; Mammalia; Artiodactyla; Balaenopteridae. The transcript has 15 exons. The record is from RefSeq and is a predicted model, not a curated record. Gene Ontology annotation, biological process: transmembrane transport; neutral amino acid transport. Gene Ontology annotation, molecular function: neutral L-amino acid transmembrane transporter activity; L-amino acid transmembrane transporter activity. Bases 1060 to 2718 code for a protein of 552 amino acids.